AUUCAAAUUUGGGAUAAAAGAAUUAAAGUAAAUAUCUACUUAUUUUUGCAGAUUCUAUUAGCAAAACAUAAGCUUAAUGCAUACACUUCAGAUACCAUGUCAAAAAGAAAAGGAGUUUCUCUUGAUGAGAAACGUAUGAGAAUGUUGCAAAUAUUUUAUGAGAAGAAAGAAUUUUUCACACUGAAGGAACUCGAAAAGAUCGCGCCAAAGGAGAAGAACAUCGUAGUACAAGCUGUCAAAGAUGUGUUACAAGCUUUAGUGGACGAUGGUUUGGUACGAUCUGAAAAAAUUGGUACUUCCACAUAUUUCUGGAGAUUCCCAGGAGAAAAUAUUACUACAACAGAACGCAGAAUAGCUGAUACAAGCAAAAAGCUAGUAGAAGUAGAAUUUAAGCUGGAAAAACUGAAAGAAGAAGUACAGAAAGAAAAAGAACUGAAGAAUGAUACAGAAGAGAAGAGAAAGCUAUUGGAAGAAGUAGAACAGCUAAAGAAAGAAGAACAAGAGAUAAAGAAACAAAUUGCAAAAUUCAGCAAUGUCGAUCCAGAAGUAAUUGCAGAAAUGGAGAAAAAAGCACAGAAAUACAAAGAUGGGACCAAUACAUGGACGGACAACAUUUUUUCUAUACAAAGCUGGUGCAAGAAUAAAUUUUGCAUUUCGGAGCAAGAUCUUAAUAAACAGUUUAACAUUCCCGAGGACUUAGACUACAAAGAAUGAAUUUGAUUGUUGGUUCAUGCAACUGGUUGUCAAUAAAUUGAAUAAAUUAUUUUUUCUACAA
Messenger RNA from Trachymyrmex cornetzi, 775 nucleotides. RefSeq names its product meiotic nuclear division protein 1 homolog. Bases 97 to 714 code for a protein of 205 amino acids. Gene Ontology annotation, cellular component: nucleus. The transcript is spliced from 5 exons. Lineage: Eukaryota; Metazoa; Arthropoda; Insecta; Hymenoptera; Formicidae. The record is from RefSeq and is a predicted model, not a curated record. Gene Ontology annotation, biological process: reciprocal meiotic recombination. Gene Ontology annotation, molecular function: double-stranded DNA binding.